Molecule: messenger RNA, 250 nt
Organism: Ambispora gerdemannii
Lineage: Eukaryota; Fungi; Glomeromycota; Glomeromycetes; Archaeosporales; Ambisporaceae
Source: the annotation of a GenBank genome assembly
AAACGCAGUCGUUAGUCGCGUAAGCAAUCAAUAUCAAUCUUAUGCUAUUUAUGACUGCACCAGUCAUGGACCUCGUUUCGGUAAUGAUCUUGCUUUCAAUGGGGAUUUUAAGAAUCAGCAAUUGAGUUAUUGCGUUCAAAAUGUUUGCACUUAUGAGCUUUCCUUGAGACCAACCGCGAGCUCAAAUAAUUUUUCAGUAGAUGAGUUUGAAGUCUUUCAAAUUGUCAAAAAGCAAUUAGUCUACAUCUGA